Electrophorus electricus (electric eel) is the source of this 2893-nucleotide messenger RNA. RefSeq names its product toll interacting protein (gene tollip). The record is from RefSeq and is a predicted model, not a curated record. Gene Ontology annotation, biological process: ubiquitin-dependent protein catabolic process. Lineage: Eukaryota; Metazoa; Chordata; Actinopteri; Gymnotiformes; Gymnotidae. Gene Ontology annotation, cellular component: cytoplasm. Gene Ontology annotation, molecular function: ubiquitin conjugating enzyme binding; ubiquitin binding.
UGUAACCAUAAAAGAGAAGGAACAUCACAACACUUAAUAAAUUGGUUCACUCCUUCGAGAAUUCUCCUUUUUACAUUGUUAAGUAAGAUGGCUACAACAAUCAGCACUCAGCGAGGACAGGUGUACAUUGGUGAGUUGCCUCAGGACUUCCUAAGGAUCACUCCCACCCAACAACAGCAGCAGGUGCAGAUGGAUGCUCAGGCAGCACAGCAGUUGCAGUAUGGAGGCUCAAUUGGAACAGUUGGCAGACUGAGCAUCACUGUGGUCCAGGCAAAGCUUGCCAAAAACUAUGGCAUGACGCGCAUGGACCCUUAUUGUAGGAUUCGACUUGGGUAUGCUGUGUAUGAGACUCCCACUGCUCACAACGGUGCAAAGAAUCCCCGCUGGAACAAAAUUAUCCAAUGCACUGUCCCACCUGGAGUGGACUCCUUCUACUUAGAGAUUUUUGAUGAGAGGGCGUUUUCUAUGGACGACCGCAUUGCAUGGACACAUGUGACCAUCCCUGAGAGCUUGAGGGAGGGCAGCGUGGUGGACGAAUGGUUUAGCCUAAGCGGCAGACAGGGGGAUGAUAAGGAGGGCAUGAUCAAUCUUGUCAUGUCCUACACUUCUCUGCCAGCAGGGAUGAUGAUGGCAUCACAGCCUGUGGUCCUAAUGCCUACCGUGUACCAGCAGGGUGUUGGCUAUGUGCCCAUUGCAGGUGUACCAGGUGUCUAUAACCAGGGUGUGGUGCCCAUGGGGAUGCCUGCAGUUCCUACUGCCAUACCUCACAAUACCCCCUGUAGCGAGGAGGAUCUGAAGGCCCUUCAUGACAUGUUCCCCAACCUGGAUAAGGAAGUGAUCCGCACAGUGUUGGAGGCUCAACAGGGUAACAAGGACGCUGCCAUUAACUCCCUCUUGCAGAUGGCUGAGGAGGUGUAACCUCCUGGCUGUCCCAGACUGGAGAGAUCUAGAAAACCAACAUUUGUCCACCACACCAUCAUCUUGUAAACAUGUACCCCAGUCCACAGGCUAUGCUUUACGGUUCCCAAAAUGCAUUGCUUGUCCCCAAAGUCAGGACAGUGGACAGCUUCCCCCAGUGUGAUUAUAUAACUUUUUAUUUGCCAUUUGUGAGUUAGAUAGUAUGUAGGUUUCUGCGUUUUGGCCGCAUGUGUCUGCGGAUUUGGCCAUGUUUUCACUGAACCCUCCAGUCUGUCUUGUAUAUGUCUGUCCUGUAUAUGUCUGUUUUGUGUUUAAAAUGUGCUUUUAUCUGUAUAAAUAUAGCUAUAUAUAUUUAAAGGACUAUAAUUUAUUUUGAGGAUGAUUAAAAUUAUAUUAAAAGCUGUCACAUUUUAGAGAUGGCAUGGGCAGUGGGAAAUUUUAAAAUGAUACAGACAAUGAUUUAACAGUUCAAUGUUAGAACUUUUUUCAAAUGGCCAUCAUAUUAUAUGCUGGUUGUUCACCUAAUAUUGCUUUAAAGGUAUGCAUUUAUAUAUUGCUCUACCUAGAUUCACAACUAUAUUACUAUACACACCCUCUGACACAUUCAGUAGUAUCGGUAAUUAAACUUUAGUGUAAACACUGCUUUCGAUUUAUAAACAAGCACCAAGUCCUGUACCCAACAGAUACAUAAUUUCAUCUUAACUUAAGAUCAUCUCAGAAUCCUGUUAGAUAUUCACACUUGGAUCCAUAUAGUUUAUAGCAUCAAUUAAAAUGUUCAACAUACUCAUGUGACAUUAUAUCUUUAUCUUAAUUUAGAGAGUUGGAUAUGGGAUUACAGGUGGUGGUCUGAACAAAUGUAGCCAGAGUUGUCUCAUAGGAGGUGUCCUAUGAACCUAUGAAGGUGCGUUCAAGUGAGAUGGCUUAAUUUAAGGCUGUCUGAACUUAACCAUGAUUUAAGCCCACGGCUACCUUUAAUUCUGGAUUUAGCUAGUGCUUAUGUUAAAAACCUGCCAAAAUAAUUUGGAAAUCCUGAUUUUUGUGUGUUUAUCUAUUUUUAUUAACCAAAAUUCUUCUGCUCAGCUUUUACCUAUACCAACAGUCCCAGGUAUACAAGCUAGACACUGUUUAGUGAUAAUGUUGCUUGUGGUGGUCAAUGUCAGAGUACAUUUAUUUCUAUGGCUUGUUUACAUAUGUGAAAUUGAUUUCUUGCAAAAUGCCAAAGGUGAUAAAAUUAUUGUGUGAAGAAAAAUUCUAUAAUAAUUCCAUGUUGAUUUCUAUAAAUGUUUAUUUUAAAGGAGGAUUUUGAUUUCAGAAAUGAUUCCAUGUUCUUUGGAAGUUAUGUAAGACAGCAAAAACAUUGUCUCUCUGAAAUGCAACUCACUACACACAUCUUAUGUCCAAGUGGUGACCGUGGCCAUAUUAAUGAAAAACAGAAUGCAAAUCUUGUUUUGAUAUUUCUCUCUCUCUCUCUCUCUCUCUCUCUCUCUCUCUCUCUCUCUCUCUCUCUCUCACACACACACACACAUGCACCCUUUUUUUUAAUUAUUACACAAGAGUAAUUUGUAGUAAUUGACUUGGUAGUCCAACUAAAUUAAACUUUCAAGGUGAUGGAUAUGGAUUUUUAUCCAUCUAUAUUCUCACUGAAAUGCAUUGUAGUAUGGGACAUUUAGAGCUGUUUACUAUUUUCCUAAUGUCACAUGCAGUUGUCCUCAACUAUGGGUUGUUAAGUGGUCACAUCAAUACAACGGCCUGGUGCCUCGGACCAUAAGCAAAAUUACAAUAUAUUUAGCAACCCCUGAUGAAGGUACUCACUUGCAUUAACAAGUAAUUAUGUAAUGUUGGCUCGGGUCAAAGAAAUGUUGUUAGGCUGUUCAGCACUUUACUCUUUCAGAGCCAGAAAUGUAUGAUUUUACUUCUCUAAGUUUCUGUUGAACAGUACACAUGAGAAUAAAUAAAAUAAACUUCUUGGAUGUGG